Molecule: messenger RNA, 1962 nt
Organism: Manacus vitellinus (golden-collared manakin)
Lineage: Eukaryota; Metazoa; Chordata; Aves; Passeriformes; Pipridae
Gene: TGIF2
Product: TGFB induced factor homeobox 2
Exons: 2
Coding region: 28-777 (249 amino acids)
Biological process (GO): regulation of transcription by RNA polymerase II
Molecular function (GO): DNA-binding transcription factor activity, RNA polymerase II-specific; RNA polymerase II cis-regulatory region sequence-specific DNA binding
Source: RefSeq, a predicted model, not a curated record
CAGGAGGGACCCGCGGGCAGCUCCACCAUGUCGGACAGUGACCCGGGGGAGGAAGACGGCGCCACGUCCCCUGACCCCCUGCAGUCCAAGAGGAAGAGAAGGGGCAACCUGCCCAAGGAGUCUGUGAAGAUCCUGCGGGACUGGCUGUACGAGCACCGUUUCAACGCCUACCCCUCGGAGCAGGAGAAGCUCAGCCUCUCAGGGCAGACCAGCCUCUCUGUGCUGCAGAUCUGCAACUGGUUCAUCAAUGCCCGGAGGCGGCUGCUCCCGGACAUGCUGCGCAAGGAUGGGAAGGACCCCAACCAGUUCACCAUCUCCCGCCGGGGGGGCAAAGCUGGCGACGUGGCUCUGCCGCGGGGGGCUGGCUCCGGGGUGCUGGUGGUCCCUCCCGUGGGGGCCUCCAAGGUGCUGUCGAUGUCAGUGUGCCCGCAGGUACUGUGCCACCCGGCCCAGGCGCUGGCGGUGGUGAGCACCCACAGCCCUGAGUGGGAGAAGCCUCCUGGGCCACGAGCAGAGCUGGACCCUGUUCCCAAAGCACCAGUGGGUGCCACCAGCAGCACCCUGACCCUGCUAGCGCGGGCUGAGGCUGCCAGCCCCACCCCCGGACUCUUCAACACGCCACCCCCCACGCCCCCUGAGCUCUUCGGUGAUGACUUCAGCAGCUUCCAGCUGCUGGUGGAGGUGGCUCUGCAGAAGGCAGCUGAGCUGGAGCGGCAGCGGCAGGGUGGGCAGCUGCCCCUGUCUCCCCACACUGAGCCCCCAGGAGCCUCCAAAUAACCCCCGGGCCGGGUUCCGCAGGGCGCCCUUCCCUGGGGGUGCCUGACUCUCCCAGCCUCGUGCACCUCCGACCAGCCCAUCCCAGAAGUGGACUCUGGCCUCCCGGGGGGCUCUGGUCUCUCUUGUCAGCCAAGGAGGGGAGAAGAAGGACUGUCCCAUCACACCAUCCUCCUGCUGGGAGAUGUGCUGACCGCUGAGGGUGGUGCCCCAGGUGACAGUUGUGACCAGACCUUUGCAGCAGUGCUGACCUGUCCCUGCCACGCUGCCAGAGCUGUCACUAUGGAGCUCCCCUGGAAAACCUGCUGAGUUCUUCCUCUCUCCUGCAAACAAGGGUCCAGCCAGCACCAUUUUUUCAGGAGGAGAAAGAGAGAACCUAUUUUUUUAAGUGUUGGUAUCUAUUUUAAGGACUAUGGAUGAAAAGCUUUUUUGUCUCCCAAAUCUCUGAUCCCUUCCCCCUUUUUUUUUUCCUUUUGUUUUGGGGGGCCCUUUCUGGUUCCUGGUCCUGACCAGGAGCCCUGCCUUGCCCAGGGAAGGGCAAAGUACAGAUGAACUGGAAACCUGGAGUCUCUGGUAUUUUAUGACAUGGAAAAAAUGGGACCCUCCUCUUCCAUUUUAGGGUGUUCUGGAUGCUGUCAGUAGAAAUCUCUGUGGUGUUGUUUAGCAAGUUUUGUUGAAACAUUUUCCCUUUAAUUGUGAUUUAUUACAUGAUUAUUAUUUUUUUUUCAUCUGUAAGCAUUUCCACAACUUCCCCAUGUUUCCCUUGAGUUCCUGCUGAAUGUGCGCACGUUGUGUCCAGAGCAGCAAGUGCAUUGCCGAGCCUGCGAGGUGCUGACAGCAGGCUGAGCAAAGCUGAGACUGGGAAUUUUAUACCAACUUCUUUUUCUUCUCUUUCUUUUUUUUUUUUAACCUUUGGAAAGGGGCAUGUUGCGGGCAUGGCCAGUGCAUUUGGUGAGUGCAGCCCAGGGCUCCUGUGAGACCUCAUAGCCAAGUGCUGAUGAGCUGCACUUGGAAAGCUGAGGAUGGAUUUGCUGCUCCCUGUCCCCUCCCUUCUGUUCUCGCUCUCCGAGUGUGGCUGUCCCGUGCUGGGGACCUCUAGUGACAAACUGGUGUCUGCUGGGAGCUGCUGGGCCCCCCCAGCCUGGCCUGGGGUGGUUUUGGGGCUCUGGGGCAGCUCUUGGCUGGGCA